This is a messenger RNA of Solanum dulcamara, 1052 nucleotides long. RefSeq names its product bidirectional sugar transporter NEC1-like. Gene Ontology annotation, molecular function: sugar transmembrane transporter activity. The transcript is spliced from 6 exons. The record is from RefSeq and is a predicted model, not a curated record. Lineage: Eukaryota; Viridiplantae; Streptophyta; Magnoliopsida; Solanales; Solanaceae. Gene Ontology annotation, cellular component: membrane. Gene Ontology annotation, biological process: carbohydrate transport. Bases 51 to 896 code for a protein of 281 amino acids.
AGUAUUUUCUCUCUUUGUAUCAUUUGUUAUUACAACAAGUACACUCAAGAAUGGCUCUCUUUAGUACUAUUCAAUUGGCCUUUGCUUUUGGCAUUCUUGGAAAUGGGGUGUCGUUCUUGGUGUACUUGUCCCCACUGCCAACUUUCUAUCGAAUAUAUAGAAGAAAAUCGACCGAAGGAUUCCAAUCUAUACCUUAUUCGGUUUCGCUUUUCAGCGCGAUGCUUUAUUUAUACUAUGCUUAUCUCAAAGAUAAUGAGAUUUUGCUUAUAACAAUUAACAGCUUUGGAACUGGUAUUGAAUUGAUAUAUCUCACUAUCUUCAUGAUAUAUGCCACCAAAGAGGCCAAGAUUUUCGCUACGAAGCUGUUGAUUAUUUUUAACGUGGUAACAUUUGGAGCAAUCGUCGUGUUGACAUAUAUAUUUGCCAAAAACAAUGAAUUACGGAUCAGCAUCGUUGGAUGGAUCUGUGCCGUCUUUUCUGUUAGCGUUUUCGCUGCUCCUCUAAGCAUUAUGAGACGUGUUAUCCAAACAAAGAGUGUUGAGUUCAUGCCAUUCCCUCUUUCUUUCUUCCUCACAAUUUGCGCUGUCAUGUGGUUUUUCUAUGGUUUAUUGAAAAAAGACAUGUACAUUGCAACGCCAAACAUUCUAGGGUUUUCAUUUGGAAUUGCACAGAUGAUAUUGUAUGCGAUCUACAGAAACAGAAAGCAACAAGUCCUACCGGACCUUAGUCUGAUUGAUCUGAAAGAAAUCGCGAUUGACAUUAAAGCAGUGGUGGUGGAAAUAAUUCAAGAAAAUGGUGAUGAUGAGAAUAAGAAUAAGAAUAAGCAAGAAGAAGUGGAUGAAAAAAAGGAUGAUAAUAAUAAGCAAGAAGUUGCACUAACAACUUCUAACGUGUGAGAAAAUUAAGUCUAAUGCACCAUAUAUAUAUAUAUAUAUUUGCCCCCUAAUAGCCAAAGGCAAGAAGGGUAAAAAAGAAUGUAAAAGGGGAGUUUAUAUAAUGUACAACAACUUCAUGCUAAUUAAUGUGUUAAUUACUUUUGUUACACUAUUUAC